GUUGGUCGCCGCUGAAUUUCUGCGUCCACGUCUCACAUUUUGCGAGGUACUGAACCAUUCAGGAUAGGUAGGUAAUGGUACGGAAGGUGAUACGUUCGCCUCUCGUGGCGAACGGCGGCGAUGCCGCGAUGCCUUCAGAAGUCUUUGAAUGGACAACCAAAGACGUGGCAAUAUGGUUACAAAAUGCGGGAUUCCAACAAUAUGCUGAUCUCUUUGCGGAGCAGCAUAAGAUCGAUGGCGCAACCCUUCUUAUGUUGUCGGAACUCGACCUGCGAGAUCCUCCGUUGCAAAUAAAAUGCUUAGGUGACAUCAAAAGGCUCGGAAGAGCAAUAUACGAUUUGAAAACUUCUCACUUUUCUAUGCCGACUUCUCCACGGGUGUCAGAAUCAGCAUCGCAAGAUGAUUUACUAUUAUGUGUUGAAUAUGACAAAAGAAAGAAGAUGUCAAUAUCGGGUGAGGACGUGAUUGUACGAACGAAGGAAAAAGCAAUCAUCGAGGACUCCCUUGUAGAGACACUAUCAAAUUCCGGUGAUAUCCACUCUAUCCGACUAAUAUCCAGAGAUGAGCUCAUUCGUACAGUGGAAAGCCCCGACACAAAGGCAAAAAGUCUUGUCAAGUUGUUCAUAGCCUUCCUUUACUGUUUGACUUCGCUGCUUAUAACAGCAUUCGUGAUGGUUCUGGUCCAUGAUCGCGUCCCAGAUAUGAAAACAUAUCCGCCUCUUCCCGACAUCGUACUUGAUAAUUUGCCUUUGAUUCCAUGGGCAUUCGAAAUGUGCGAAAUGAUUGGCGUAGCUCUCAGUGUUAUAUGGUUCACCAUAGUCAUUUUCCACAAACAUAGGGUAAUCAUCAUGCGUCGAAUGUUCUCGUUAGUGGGCACCGUGUUUCUACUAAGGUGCGUCACUAUGAUGAUCACAUCUUUGUCGGUACCUGGGGUACAUUUGGAGUGUCAGGCAAAAAGUUACGGGAGUCUUGUGGACAAACUGAUCCAGGCGUUUCAUAUUUGGUCUCAUCUGGGACUUUCGAUACAGGGUGUGAGAACUUGUGGUGAUUACAUGUUCAGCGGGCACACUACUGCGAUCACGCUGCUAAACCACUUGAUUACGGAGUAUACACCUCCUUCGUGGACUUUUCUCCACACUACAACCUGGGUGUUGAAUCUCUUUGGAGUCUUCUUCAUACUUGCGGGACAUGAACAUUAUUCCAUUGAUGUUUUUAUAGCUUUCUACAUCUCGUCUCGCAUGUUUCUCUAUUACCACGCUUAUGCCUACAAUCAUGCCAAUCUGACUGCGACUGACGAUCGAAUACGGUUGUGGUUCCCUCUUGGGUGGUUCUUCGAAGCUGGUAGUAUGGGAAAGGUUCCCAAUGAGUUCGAAAUGCCACUGAGACUAAUAAUGCCGCGUUGGCUGAACGGUCAUCAUCGCCAUCAUGAGCAUCAUGAAGAGGAGGAGAAAGAAAAGAAGGAUGAAAACAAACAUGAGAAAGAAGGAAAGCAUGGAAAAAGGUCGAAGAAGAAGACACACUAGCAGCUCAAUACUACUUGACACCCAAGUUGGCUUGAGAGAUCUCUUAUCAGGUGUUUGCUAAACGCUAGUAAUCAUAAUAAUGCAUGAUUUUUUGAUGUCGGAUAAGUGACUGGGAUAGUUUCCUUUUCGUUUUUUGAUUUGUCGAAUAGAACAGUUAGCGUAGCGAAUUUGCCGGUUACAUCAUUUUACGGGUGAUGGGCACCACGUGGGCAUUUGACUGAAUGUGUCGAGAUGUGUUGCUAUAGUCAAAAACUAGUCUCUCUUCCGGUUAAGACGAAGUAGCUUCUCCCGCCGUUCAACAUGUCCUACCUCCAUGAUACCGUUCGCUUUGAAGAGAUGUUGAAGAGAUGCAUGUCUAGGCGUCGCAACUUACUAACUUAGAGUUUAGUUGAGUUGUAUAUUACUUAUCAAUUUUUGUCCUUUUUGAACCCGAGCCACUGGCCAUCUCAUUCAACUAUACGGUUAUAUUUCAGUGAUUGUUUCCUUACCUGUGUUUGUGUUUAGAGUUUGUUGUUACCUUGGAUAUCUUUGAUAUGUGAUUUUAAGCAGCGGAGUUGUCAUGUGCCGACCACUCCGUCCAUCAGUUUUUGACUGCAGUUUGAUCUAAUCCUCUUGUUCUCACAUAGGUAUGUUCUGGUUGCCGUUCUUGAUUGGGAAAGGCCGAUGUUUGCUCAUUUUGCAUUAAUUGCUCGUGAUUCAUUUUGUUUUGAAAUUUGCAGAGUUGCUUGGCAUACUUGGCAUAUCAAAUCUGUGAUAUGUCGACUACGGAAUAAAAGUGAACAGCUCU
Cylicocyclus nassatus is the source of this 2310-nucleotide messenger RNA. The record is from the annotation of a GenBank genome assembly. Lineage: Eukaryota; Metazoa; Nematoda; Chromadorea; Rhabditida; Strongylidae.